AUGUCGCAACCACCGCCUCCGCCGCCUCCUGGCUGGGGGGACGCUCCUCCUCCUCCGCCACCGUCUUCUCUACCGCCGCCCCCUUCGACACCUGCUCCCCCGGCCCCCCCGCCACCGGGAUACCGUCCUCCGGCCGACCCCCAGAUCGCCAAGUUCGCGCAAAAGAAGAAGGAAUGGCUCCGAAGCCGACGCGGACGAUUUGGAGAGAAGCGCAAGGGUGGCUUCGUGCAGACGCAAAAGGCAGAUAUGCCCCCUGAGCAUCUGCGCAAGAUCGUCAAGGACAUUGGCGACGUGUCCCAGAAGAAAUACACAAACGACAAGAGAUCUUAUCUGGGCGCUCUCAAAUUCAUGCCUCAUGCCGUCAUGAAGCUUCUCGAAAAUAUGCCCAUGCCCUGGGAGUCCGCGCGAGAGGUCAAGGUUCUCUACCACGUCAAUGGAUGCCUGACACUUGUUAAUGAGAUUCCCCGCGUCAUCGAGCCCGUCUUCUUUGCCCAGUGGGCCAUGAUGUGGACCUUCAUGCGAAAGGAAAAGGCCGACAGGCGACUUUUCAAGCGUAUGCGGUUCCCUCCCUUCGAUGACGAAGAACCCCCUCUGUCGUGGUCUGAGAACAUCGAGGAUGUCGAGCCCCUGGAGCCCAUCCAGCUGGAGCUCAACGAGGACGAAGACGAGGCCGUUUAUGAGUGGUUCUACGACCACCGUCCCCUUCUCGACACGUCGCACGUUAAUGGUCCGAGCUACAAGAAGUGGAACCUCACCUUGCCCCAGAUGGCCGCUCUCUUCCGUCUCAGCCGACCCUUGAUUUCCGACGUCGUCGACAAGAACUACUUCUACCUGUUCGAUCUCCCCAGCUUCCUGACUGGCAAGGCGCUUAACGUGGCCCUACCUGGUGGCCCGCGUUUCGAGCCCCUCUACAAGGACAUUGACCCCAAUGACGAAGACCUCGGCGAAUUCAAUGCCAUCGACCGCAUUAUUUUCCGCGACCCGAUCCGCACUGAGUUCCGAGUCGCCUACCCUUAUCUCUACAACUCCCUGCCUAGAAGUGUCCAUCUCACCUGGCACUCGUAUCCUCAGGUCGUCUACAAGAGUCCCGACGACCCCAGUCUGCCGGCUUUCCACUUUGAUCGCCGAAUCAGUCCCAUUUCCUCUCGGACUGUGGCGUCCAAGAAUGUCGAUGUCUCCCUUGAGGACGAGCUCUUCGGACCCGGGAACAUCGAGGAGCCCGAAGAGGAUGCUUUCGAACUCCCUGCCGGCGUGAAGCCUUUCCUUGCCGAUGAGGAGCUGGAGAACGAGGAUACGUCUAUGGCCAUCGAGCUUUGGUGGGCUCCCUUCCCGUUCGACCGACGAUCGGGCCGCAUGGUGCGAGCUCAGGACGUGCCGCUAAUUAAGCAGUGGUACCUCGAGCAUCCGCCUUCCGACCGCCCGCCCGUCAAGAUCAGGGUGUCUUACCAGAAGCUGCUCAAGAACUUUGUUCUCAACGAGCUGCACAAGAAGAAGCCCAAGGCCCAGAACAACCAGAACCUGCUCAGGUCCCUCAAACAGACCAAGUUCUUCCAACAGACCACCAUCGACUGGGUUGAGGCUGGUCUGCAGGUGUGCCGCCAAGGUUUCAACAUGCUGAACCUGCUGAUACACCGCAAGAACUUGACGUACCUCCACCUGGAUUACAACUUCAAUCUGAAGCCCGUCAAGACGCUCACAACGAAGGAGCGAAAGAAGUCGCGAUUCGGAAAUGCGUUCCACCUCAUGCGAGAAAUCUUGAGGUUGACCAAGCUUAUCGUUGACGCCCAGGUGCAGUACCGUCUCGGCAACAUCGAUGCCUUCCAGCUCGCCGAUGGUAUCCUGUACGCCUUUAAUCACGUGGGUCAGCUUACGGGAAUGUACCGCUACAAGUACAAGCUCAUGCACCAGGUCCGUACUUGCAAGGACUUGAAGCAUCUCAUCUACUACCGCUUCAAUGCAGGCCCAGUCGGCAAGGGCCCCGGCUGCGGUUUUUGGGCCCCGGCUUGGAGGGUCUGGCUCUUCUUCAUGCGUGGAAUCAUUCCCUUGCUUGAGAGGUGGCUCGGCAACUUGCUCUCGCGUCAAUUCGAGGGCCGUCACAGCAAGGGUGUUGCGAAGACGGUCACGAAGCAGCGUGUCGAGUCCCACUUCGACCUCGAGCUCCGUGCUUCUGUCAUGGCCGAUCUGAUGGACAUGAUGCCCGAGGGUAUCAAGCAGAACAAGGUCAACACGGUUCUGCAGCAUCUCUCCGAGGCCUGGCGCUGCUGGAAGAGUAAUAUCCCCUGGAAGGUUCCUGGCCUGCCCGCCGCCAUCGAGAACAUCAUUCUCCGUUAUGUCAAGUCCAAGGCUGAUUGGUGGAUCUCUGUGGCCCACUACAACCGAGAACGUAUCCGCCGUGGUGCCACCGUGGAUAAGACCGUCGCUAAGAAGAAUGUCGGUCGUCUGACCCGACUGUGGCUCAAGGCCGAGCAGGAGCGCCAACACAACCACAUGAAGGACGGACCCUACGUGUCCUCGGAGGAGGCCGUGGCCAUCUACACCACGACCGUUCACUGGCUGGAGUCGCGGAAGUUCUCUCCCAUCCCCUUCCCCAGCGUUUCCUACAAGCACGACACCAAAAUCCUGAUCUUGGCCCUUGAGCGCCUUCGAGAGGCCUACUCGGUCAAAGGUCGUCUCAACCAGAGUCAGCGAGAGGAGUUGGCCUUGAUUGAGCAGGCCUACGACAGCCCCGGAACUACGCUCGAGCGCAUCAAGCGUUUUUUGCUGACGCAGCGUGCCUUCAAAGAGGUCAACAUCGACAUGAACGACAACUACAGCACCAUCAACCCUGUUUACGACAUUGAACCCAUUGAGAAGAUUAGCGAUGCCUAUCUGGACCAAUACCUCUGGUACCAGGCGGACCAGCGACACCUGUUCCCGGCGUGGAUCAAGCCAUCCGACUCCGAAGUCCCCCCGCUGCUGACCUACAAGUGGACCCAAGGCAUCAACAAUUUGGACCAGGUCUGGACCACGGAGAAUGGCGAGUGCAACGUCAUGAUCGAGACGGAACUUUCCAAGGUCUACGAGAAGAUGGAGCUGACCCUUUUGAACUCGCUCCUUCGGCUGAUUAUGGACCACAACCUUGCCGACUACAUCACGGCCAAGAACAACGUUCAACUCACGUACAAGGAUAUGAACCAUGUCAAUAGCUAUGGCAUGAUUCGCGGGCUGCAGUUCUCAGCCUUUGUUUUCCAGUACUACGGUCUUGUCCUGGAUCUGCUUCUGCUUGGCCCCCAGCGCGCGAGCGAGAUUGCCGGUCCGCCCCAGAGCCCCAACGACUUCCUUCAGUUCCGCGACCGCGAGACUGAGACUCGCCACCCGAUUCGCCUAUACACGCGCUACAUUGACAAGAUCUGGGUGUUCCUCCGCUUCACAGCCGAGGAGUCGAGGGACUUGAUCCAGCGUUUCCUGACUGAGCAGCCAGACCCCAACUUUGAGAACGUCAUUGGCUACAAGAGUAAGAAGUGCUGGCCGCGUGAUUCGCGUAUGCGCCUUAUGAGGCACGAUGUGAACCUCGGCCGUGCUGUCUUCUGGGACCUCAAGAACCGCCUGCCCCGCUCCAUCACCACCAUCGACUGGGAUGACAGCUUUGUCAGUGUCUACAGCCGCGAUAACCCUAACCUGCUUUUCUCUAUGUGCGGGUUCGAGGUGCGCAUCCUACCCAAGAUUCGCAACCAGAACGAUGAGUUCUCGGUCAAGGACAGCGUGUGGUCGCUCGUCGACAACACGACCAAGGAGAGAACCGCCCAUGCCUUCCUCCAGGUCACUGAGGAUGACAUCCAAAAGUUCAACAACCGCAUCAGACAGAUCCUCAUGUCAUCUGGCUCCACGACCUUCACCAAGAUUGCUAACAAGUGGAACACGGCUCUCAUUGCCCUCUUCACUUACUACCGUGAAGCCGCAGUGUCUACUGUGGAGCUUCUCGACACAAUUGUCAAGUGCGAGACCAAGAUCCAGACCCGUGUCAAGAUCGGUCUCAACUCCAAGAUGCCCUCGCGAUUCCCACCGGCUGUCUUCUACACUCCCAAGGAGCUGGGUGGUCUCGGUAUGAUCUCUGGUUCUCACAUCCUCAUCCCUGCUAGUGACAAGCGCUGGUCCAAGCAGACGGACACAGGCGUCACGCACUACCGUGCGGGUAUGACGCACGACGAGGAGACGCUCAUCCCCAACAUUUUCCGUUACAUUAUUCCCUGGGAGGCCGAGUUCAUCGACUCGCAGCGCGUGUGGACCGAGUACUCGCAGAAGCGCCUGGAGGCCAACCAGCAGAACCGCCGCCUGACGCUUGAGGACCUCGAAGACAGCUGGGAUCGCGGUCUGCCCCGUAUCAACACGCUGUUCCAGAAGGACCGCAGCACCCUCAGCUUUGACAAGGGCUUCCGCGCCCGUUCCGAGUUCAAGAUAUACCAGCUGAUGAAGAGCAACCCCUUCUGGUGGACCAGCCAGAGGCACGACGGAAAGCUGUGGAACCUCAAUGCCUACCGUACCGAUGUUAUCCAGGCGCUGGGUGGUGUCGAGACGAUUCUAGAACAUACCCUCUUCAAGGCCACGGGCUUCCCUGGUUUCGAGGAGUCUAUGAAGUUCAAGAAGCUGACCAACGCCCAGAGGUCUGGUCUGAACCAGAUCCCCAACCGUCGCUUCACACUGUGGUGGUCCCCCACCAUCAACCGAGCCAACGUCUACGUCGGUUUCCAGGUCCAACUCGACUUGACGGGCAUCUUCCUCCACGGAAAGAUUCCGACGCUAAAGAUUUCGCUGAUCCAGAUCUUCCGAGCUCACUUGUGGCAGAAGAUCCACGAGUCUGUGGUGAUGGAUCUGUGCCAGGUCUUUGACCAGGAGCUGGAGUCGCUGGGUAUCGAGACGGUGCAGAAGGAGACUAUCCACCCGCGUAAGUCUUACAAGAUGAACAGUUCUUGCGCCGACAUCCUACUGUUUGCCAGUCACAAGUGGAAUGUGACGAGGCCCUCCCUGCUGCACGACACCAAGGACGUGAUUGAGCCGACGACGACCAACAAGUUCUGGAUCGACGUUCAGCUGCGUUACGGAGACUACGACUCGCACGACAUUGAGCGGUACACGCGCGCCAAGUACCUCGACUACACGACGGACAGCGCCAGCAUCUACCCGUCGGCCACCGGCCUCAUGAUCGGUAUCGACCUGGCGUACAACCUCUACUCGGCGUAUGGUAUGUACUUUCCUGGUCUGAAGGUGCUCAUUCAGCAGGCCAUGGCCAAGGUGAUGAAGGCCAACCCGGCGCUGUACGUGCUGCGCGAGCGUAUCCGCAAGGGUCUGCAGCUGUACGCGUCGGAGAGCAACCAGGAGUUCCUCAACUCGCAAAAUUACUCGGAGCUGUUCAGCAACCAGACGCAGCUGUUCAUCGACGAUACCAACGUGUACCGAGUGACGAUCCACAAGACGUUUGAGGGUAAUCUGACGACCAAACCCAUCAACGGAGCCAUCUUCAUCUUCAACCCCCGCACUGGACAGCUCUUCCUCAAGAUCAUCCACACGAGUGUCUGGGCCGGACAGAAGCGUCUCGGCCAGCUGGCCAAGUGGAAGACGGCAGAAGAGGUGGCGGCGCUGAUCCGCUCUCUCCCGGUGGAGGAGCAGCCGAAGCAGCUGAUUGUGACGCGCAAGGGUCUCCUGGACCCGCUGGAGGUGCACCUGCUCGACUUCCCCAACAUUUCGAUCCGCGCGUCGGAGCUGCAGCUGCCCUUCCAGGCGGCCAUGAAGGUGGAGAAGCUGGGAGACAUGAUCCUGCGCGCUACCGAGCCGCAGAUGGUGCUGUUCAACCUGUACGACGAGUGGCUGAAGAGCGUGUCGUCGUACACGGCCUUCUCGCGUCUCAUCCUGAUCCUGCGUGCUCUGCACGUGAAUCCGGACAAGACGAAGCUGAUCUUACGCCCGGACAAGACGGUCAUCACGCACGAGCACCACAUCUGGCCAUCGCUGUCUGACGAGGAGUGGAUCAAGGUGGAGACGCAGCUGCGCGACCUCAUCCUCAACGACUACGGCAAGAAGAACAACGUCAACGUGACAAGCCUGACGAGCAGCGAGGUGCGCGACAUCAUCCUGGGUAUGGAGAUCUCGGCACCCUCGAUGCAGCGUCAGCAGGCGGCCGAGAUUGAGAAGCAGCAGGCGGAGCAGCAGCAGCUCACGGCGGUGACGACCAAGACGCAAAACGUGCACGGCGAGGACAUCAUCGUGACGACGACGUCGCAGUUUGAGCAGCAGACGUUUGCGUCCAAGACGGAGUGGCGUACACGCGCCAUUGCCACGUCCAACCUGAGGACGCGGGCCAAGAACAUUUACGUGUCGUCGGUGGACAUCGAGGCCGAGGACAUUACGUAUGUCAUGCCCAACAACAUCCUCAAGCGCUUCAUCACCAUUGCCGACCUGCGGGUGCAGAUUGCGGGCUACCUGUACGGCUCGUCGCCGGCGGACAACAGCGACGUGAAGGAGGUGAAGUGCAUCGUCAUGAUCCCGCAGGUGGGCGGUCUCCGCAACGUCCAGCUCCCGCAGCAGCUGCCGCAGAGCGAGUUCCUCGAGGGCAUGGAGCCGCUGGGGGUGAUCCAUACGGUGUCGGGCAACGAGCUCCCGUACAUGUCGGCACCGGACGUGACGGAGCACGCGCGCCUCCUGGACGCGCACAAGGACGAGUGGGACAGCGCCAGCACGGUGACGGUGUCUGUGGCCUUCACGCCAGGCAGCGUCUCCCUCUCGGCCUGGGGUCUCACGGCACAGGGAUACAAAUGGGGAGCCGAGAACAAGGAUAUGCAGAGCGACCAGCCACAGGGCUUCACGACGACCAUGGGAGAGAAGAGAAAGCUGCUGCUCAGCCCACGCUUCAAGGGCUUCUUCCUGGUCCCCGACGACGACAGGUGGAACUACAGCUUCAUGGGCAGCGCGUUUGCGGGCAUGGAGAAGAAGCCGAUCCACGUCAAGCUCGACACGCCCAUGUCCUUCUACAGCGACCAGCACAGGCCGGUUCACUUCCAGAGCUUUGCGGAGCUGGAGGACAUUGGUGUUGACAUGGUUGAUAACUUUGCCUAG
Messenger RNA from Geosmithia morbida, 7086 nucleotides. Its product is annotated as pre-mRNA-processing factor 8. The transcript has 2 exons. Gene Ontology annotation, cellular component: U5 snRNP; catalytic step 2 spliceosome. Gene Ontology annotation, biological process: spliceosomal tri-snRNP complex assembly; mRNA splicing, via spliceosome. Lineage: Eukaryota; Fungi; Ascomycota; Sordariomycetes; Hypocreales; Bionectriaceae. Bases 1 to 7086 code for a protein of 2361 amino acids. The record is from RefSeq and is a predicted model, not a curated record. Gene Ontology annotation, molecular function: pre-mRNA intronic binding; U2 snRNA binding; U5 snRNA binding.